GGACACCGAGGCCAGAAAUGAAAUUGUUUGAAAUAUUACUGUUAAAUACUGCUUGUAUCGUUUCCUUCGGACGUUCUAUGACACUCGGAAAUGACGCGGAUGUUGUUAAGCAAAGAAUAGUAUCCAGCCUCUUGCCAACGGAUGAAAUGGAGGGGAAGCGGGCUGCAACAGACGCGAGUCAUUAUGUCGACAGUUUGACGACCAACUAUAGCUGGUCUGACAUUGAUUACAAGGACGAGACGAGAGGAGCUUGGAAGGCACCUGAGCAUCUGAGCAGAUUAAAGGUCAUGUCCAGAGCUUUUAGGUCAUCUUACUCGCCUCUCCAAAACAACAGCAAACUUGCCUCUGCUAUUCACGGUGCUCUUGGCUUCUGGCUUAUGAAUGACUUUAAAAAUCCAAAUUGGUGGUACAACGAAAUUGGCGUUCCACUUGAUAUUGCCAACAUUUAUUUGGUAUUCGAAAACCAAUUGACAAUGAAUGAGUCUAAGAAAGGAGUCGAGAUCAUGGAACGAGCGACGUGGUGGAAAGGAUGGACGGGUGCAAACCUUGUUUGGAUGUGUAAUAUCCAAAUUCAGAGAGGCUUGCUGACCAACAACAAAACAGCUGUAGAUCAGUGCUUUGACAGAAUUUACAAAGAGAUUGCUGUUGUGCAUCAGCAGCAGGAUGGUAUUCAGACUGACGGAUCAUUUCAUCAACACGGGCCUGAGCUGCUGGCCGGUUCAUAUGGCAGCGUGUUUACUUCACAGGUUCUUUUGUAUAUCAGUUAUAGUCAAGGUACGAAGUAUUUCAUGUCGAACGAAACUUUGUCUGCGUUUUCUCAUCUUGUUCUUGAUGGACAGCAGUGGAUGAUUUAUGGUGGAACGUGGGAUUGGUCAGUCAUUGGAAGAGGGUGUUCUAGCCCUCGUGGAGAUGGAUUUCCAUUCUCACCUUCCCAACUGCAGCAAGUACCAGGACCUCGGCAUGAAGAAUAUGUCAGUUUUGGAAAGCGAAUCAUUGACAGAUUUCAGCCUCAAUUGAUUGGCAAUUUCUACUAUUGGGACAGCGACUACAUGGUGCACAGACGACCUGGAUACAUGGUCUCUCUACACAUGCACAGCAACAGGACAGUAGCAUCUCGAUGUGUCAACAGUCAGGGCAUCAAGUCAGAGCAUUUCGCGGAUGGGGUCGUCAACCUGUACUACACCGGCCGCGAAUACAAUGACAUAUUUCCCGUCUGGGACUGGCAGCGUCUUCCUGGCAUCACAUGCGAACAACACAUCCCCCUACUCCCCUGCAACUACGAUUUCAAAGUGAAGAGUUCGAAUUUUGUCGGUGGAGUCUCCAACUCAGAACACGGAGCCGCGGCCAUGCAUCUCAUGUCACACAACCUAUCAUCACUGAACAGUUGGUUUUUCUUUGGUGACGUCUAUGUUGCCAUAGGAACAAAUAUUUCAUGUACAUCCGGGAAUCCUGUUUAUACCUCAUUGGCUAAUCGACUUCUGGAUGGAAACGUGACUGUGAGGGUGGCAGGAGUGGCAGCACCUAUAACUCUGAAGGAAGGAAAUUAUAAGUAUUCUUUGGGUGACUCGAUAGCAAAGGAUCGGCUGCUAUGGGUGCAUCAUGGCAAUACGGGAUAUUUUCCGUUAAGGAGUGAUGGUCAUGGUCUGGGUGGAAACGUUGAGUUUUUGCUUUCGACGAUGUAUGUUAACAACAUGCCAAGAACUGGAGACUGGUCAAGCAUUGGUACGUCUCAUGGAAACAUCACUCGAGACGUCUUCGACAUGUACAUCGACCACGGCUUGUCACCAAGCACCACACAAUCCUUUGCAUACGCAGUAGUCCCACUCACCGACGUCUCACCGAUGGACACACUCCUGCACUCAAAUCUUAACAUCAAGCUUCUCUCCAACACACCAAACAUCCAAGCAAUCUUUCACAUCAAAGAGAUGGUGCUUGCUGCAGUCGUGUGGGACAUGCAUGGAGGAAAGGUUGAUGGUGGAGAAGGAUGGCAAAUUGAAAUCAACUACCCAGUGCUUUUGAUCGUAUCAGAAGAAGGUGGUGGCUCACAAGGAAAGUUGAAGUUGUCGGUCAGUAGUCCCGUCUACCCACCGCGUGAGGGUAUCAGGCUACAGAUUGAUCGAAAUGUGAAGUGUGGAGAGCCUGCUAGCUCGCACGUCUUUGGUGGUUCGGGUGUGUCUACUAGUGUGAAUGUGGUGUUACCGAUGGGAGAUGAGUGGGGAAAGACGGUGACUGUGGAGUGUAGUAUGAUGUGAAGGAUUGGACAUGUAGGGUGCUGGAUGAUCGACCAUGUGUUAUGUGUUUGUUGUUUACCUUUAUUUUGUCAAUUUUUUGUAUUUGUGUGGGAUGUAUUUUUGCUUUUUCUUGAUUACUGCAAAGGAAGGUGUGGCACUUAGACUUAAUUAUGUAAUUAAGAAAUUAAAGGAAAGUAUUGGGGAUAG
Messenger RNA from Corticium candelabrum, 2438 nucleotides. RefSeq names its product chondroitinase-AC-like. The record is from RefSeq and is a predicted model, not a curated record. Gene Ontology annotation, molecular function: lyase activity; carbohydrate binding. Gene Ontology annotation, biological process: carbohydrate metabolic process. Lineage: Eukaryota; Metazoa; Porifera; Homoscleromorpha; Homosclerophorida; Plakinidae. Bases 18 to 2252 code for a protein of 744 amino acids. Gene Ontology annotation, cellular component: extracellular region. The transcript has 8 exons.